Molecule: messenger RNA, 294 nt
Organism: Gaeumannomyces tritici R3-111a-1
Lineage: Eukaryota; Fungi; Ascomycota; Sordariomycetes; Magnaporthales; Magnaporthaceae
Exons: 3
Coding region: 64-294 (76 amino acids)
Source: RefSeq, a predicted model, not a curated record
AGCAGCGCAACACCGCCCUCCUGCUUGGAUUCUCAACGGCACCGCCUUGCUGGGUGCCUUUCCAUGUGGCCCCGGGGUGAUCUUCCGUCUCCUCACCCCACAAAGAUCGACAGGAGCAGGCACGACCGGCGCCAGGCAAGCGGCUGUCAAACCCCUUCUUCCGCUGGCAUCCGGCACACCGACCAUCGCUACCACGAUGAGGACUCGACGAUAGGUACCAAAUGCGCGACCAUGUUGACAGUGCCGGCCCCAACGGACAUUCCGCUUGACGCCAAUGACGGAACACUGAUCUGA